UGUGCCCUGCUUAUCCAAUACGAUGUUCAUAGACUCACAUGGGAGGUGUUUCCUUCUCCAUAGUCUCGGCAUCUGAGUCUCUCCACCCCCAGCCCCGCUCAGUGCUGCUGCGCUCCAGCCCGCGGUGAUAAUAAGAUCCCAGGACACAAAAUGGCGCACAGCUGUCGGUGGCGGUUCCCUGCUCGGCCCGGGACUGGCCGGAGGCUGGGGGCCCGGCACCGAUUAUCAGCUAUACUGAUAGACGAUGUGAGCGAGUACAGAAGCAACCCUGGCGCCUCUGGGAGCGCUGGCGCAAGCUCUGCGGGCACAUUGGCCCCCGGGGGCCCUGGGAACUGUUUGGGGGUUGCACUCGGGUUUGAUGCAGCGCUGCAGGUGUCGGCGGCAAUUGGAAACAACCUGAGAAGAUUUAGGGACGUGUCCGGAGGAAGCAGCGGAGAGGAGGAGCAGUUUCUAGGAUUUGGCUCAGAUGAGGAAGUUAAAGGUCGCAGCCCUGCAAAAUCACCCAAAGACCAGACAACACAAAGAAAACCUCGCGGUAGACCCCGCAACAGUCUGUCCCGGUGUUCUGAUGCGUCAUCCAAUCUUUGUGAAAACACCACAUCAACCCUAAAUAAACAGGAGACCAGACUCUUAGAUAAAGUAAAGAAGCCUGAGAGUAAAACAGAAGAGAAAAAACGGGGAAGACCCCCAGCACAUGGCAAUGUUAAGUUUAAACUGCCACAGGAGAAAAGGGAUGGCACUGAAUCCAUCAAAGCUCCCUGUGAAGAAAAAUCAAAAAGGAGAAAACCAUCUGCCACAUUCCAGCAUGCUGCCAAAAUCAAGAAGCUCAGAGCAGGCAAACUAUCUCCUUUAAAGUCAAAGUUUAAGAGCAAUAAAUUAAAGUUAGGUAGAAAAGGAGGGGUCUCUAUUGUCCGAAGGCGUGGAAGACCACCAUCUUCUGAAAGGUUCAAGACAGACACUCAUGGUUCAUUUCCAAAGCAGGUUCCCACAGAUCGAAGUCAACGGGGUAAUAAGGAUGUGUCGCCACAACCUUCAAAAGAAGAUACCAGAGUGUCAGUAAGGCAGAGCCCACGUAGAAUGAAGCCUGUGAGGAUUAUUCCUUCCUCCAAGAGGACAGACACUGCCAUUGCCAAGCAACUUUUGCAGAAGGCCAAAAAAGGGGCUCAGAAAAAAAUGGAGUUGGAAGCAGCAAAACUUCAAGGCCGCAAGGGUGGGACGCAGUUAAAGAAUAUACGUCAGUUCAUUAUGCCUGUAGUUAGCACAGUCUCAUCCCGUAUCAUCAAGACACCAAGAAGGUUUAUUGAAGAUGAGGACUAUGAACCUCCAAUAAAGAUAGCUCGUUUAGAAUCAGCCCCCAACGGUAGUCGAUUUAGCACUGCCUCAUGUGGAUCCAGUGAGAAGUCAAGUGCUGCAUCUCAGCAGUCUUCACAAGCCACCUCAGAUGACUCUCGCUCUAGCAGUCCUAGUGUCGACACCUCAACAGAGUCUCAAGCCUCAGAGGAGACACCAGUUGUGUCUGAGCCACAGGGACGAGUUGCUGAGACCAUUACAUCAGUCCCAACCCAACAACAGCCCCUAGAAAGUAAUGGUGUAAGGACCCGAAGGUUACCUGUCUGCAAUAAGAACUUUAGUUCAAGGCCGGCUAAGAAGAUAGUUUUACGUCCAUCUUUUCAGCAAAAGUCCUCUGUGUCUCCACCUCCCCCACUUCUAAGUCCACCCACACCUCUACAGCCUUCUGCCAGCCUCCCUGAUCACACACCUUGGUUGAUGCCCGCUAUUCCUAUGGCAACACCUUUUAUCUCUGCCUCACGCAUGCACGAGAAACGAAGGUCUAUAUUACGGGAACCAACUUUCCGCUGGACUUCCCUUAAACAUUCCAGAUUAGAGUCUCAGUACUUUUCUUCUGCUAAAUAUGCCAAAGAAGGACUCAUAAGGAAACCAAUCUUUGACAAUUUUAGACCACCUCCUCUAACUCCAGAAGAUGUAGGAUUAGCUACUGCAUCAGGAUUCCCUUCACAUACUGUUGUGGGGCCCGGAAGACUCUUUUCACAUAUCCAUUCUUCAGGUGCUAGGUUUGAUGUGCACAAAAGAAGCCCUCUUCUUCGUGCACCCAGGUUCACUCCUAGUGAAGCACAUUCUCGCAUAUUUGAAUCAGUCACCCUUCCACCUUCUGCUGGUCGUGCCAGCGGGACAUCUUCCAUGAUGGGCAUUUCUCGGAGAAGUAAAAGGAGGGUUUUUAAUCCCAUCCGCAGCUCUGAGCCUAAAUCACCAUCUCACUCCAUGAGGACACGGAGCAGGAGAGUAGGCAACAGCAGUUUGUCUGUGCUUGCUUCACCUCCAUCCAGUUCACUUACAGACAUUUCAGUAAGUCCCCUUGCCACCAGUGCCUUAAACCCUAGUUUCCCUUUCUCCUCCUCUUCAGUUACUCCAGCAUCUGUAGAUAUUGCAGAGAAAAUUCAGAAACCGCGAAAACCAACCAGCACUCCUGCAGAACACUUUACUUCUUCACCCAGCAGCUCUCCAGCCCUCUUCCCAUGGUUCCCUUCAAGUGUACAGAUGGAGAAAGGAAAAAGUAAAAAUAGGGGAUCAGUGGAAUCUUCCAAAGAAAGGGAAGUUGAGAAAAACAGGGAGAAAGACCGUGAAAAAGAAAAUUCCCGUGAUUCCAGGAGGGAUAAACGAAAAAAGAGCUCAGACUCUGGGUGUAAAAUAAGCAGGGAGAGAAAUGAUGAAGAAGGAAUCGUGACUGCCACUCAGAUUAAAAUGUCAGUGAGAAAGAAGCCUGUCACAGUGGAAUCUAAUGUAGAUAUUUCUCCAGCCUCAAUCCAUACAGAUCAGAUACCUGCCAAAAACAAAAUAUCAAAAAAAGGCAGGCCAGUAUCUGAAAAGACCGAGCUGGAUACCUGUGCCAAAUCUCCUACAGCAGAGACUCAAGCACAGCUCCCAGCCCAACCUGUCAGUGCCCUAAAGCAUCCCUCUACAUCUAUUAGCUCUAUGCUGGCUCAAGCAGACAAGUUUCCUGUCUCUGACAAACAUGUGGCUACUCUUCUGAGAAAGGCAAAAGCCCAGCUGUGUAAGAUUGAGAAGAGCAAGUUUCUGAAACAAACAGACCAGCCCAAGGCUCAGGGCCAAGAAAGUGACUCCUCAGAGGCAUCUGUUCGUGGUCCAAGGAUAAAACAUGUUUGUCGUCGAGCUGCUGUAGCCUUGGGGCGCAAAAGGGCAGUUUUUCCAGAUGACAUGCCGACAUUGAGUGCCUUACCUUGGGAGGAAAGAGAGAAGGUCCUGUCUUCCAUGGGAAAUGAUGACAAGUCCUCCAUUGCUGGAUCAGAGGAUGCUGAUCAGCCAGCUCCACCUCUCAAACCCAUCAAACAAAUCACACGCAACAAGGCACAGCAAGAGCCUCCUGUGAAAAAGGGGCGCAGAUCACGGCGCUGUGGACAGUGUCCAGGCUGCCAGGUUCCUGAUGACUGUGGCAUAUGUACUAACUGUCUUGAUAAACCUAAAUUUGGUGGACGCAACAUAAAAAAACAGUGUUGCAAGAUGCGGAAAUGCCAGAACUUGCAGUGGAUGCCAUCUAAGGCUUAUCUUCAGAAGCAGGCUAAAGCUGCAAAGAAGAAAGAAAGAAAAUGCAAGGUGACUGAAAAGAAAGAAUUGCUACCUGUUAAGAGCCCUUCGGAACUCAUUGUAAAACCUGUCUCAGCACCUGGCACCAGCUCUCCCCCUGUGCAAGAAGAACCUGCAACCCCAUCUCUGCCUCAAAAAAAGAAUGAACCUCCCAAGAAACAGACUGAGGAAAAAUCAGAAGAACAAAUUCCUGCUGCUUCCACAAGUGAAACCAAGCAAUCUCCUAAUUCCCGUAAAACCACCAAGCAGCCUCCUUCACAGCCUUCCACUACCAUUGCAAUGACCCCAUUAACUGCCACACCAUCUACAAAGAAAGAGGCUCCUAAGCCAAUUCCUCCAGAAUCGAGGAAAAAGCAGCCACCAGUGCUCCCAGACAAUACCUCAACUGAACAGAACAAACAGAAAAAGUUGGCAAUGAGGCUUGGGGCUCUGCUGAAAUCCAAAGGAAAGGAGAAGGACAAGCCUCAACCCCCCAGCAAGCCUGAAGUCAGUUUUAAUUUGUUGAACACUUUAUGUAAUGGUGGAAUCACCAAACAGAAGCCACCUUCUGAUGGGGUACACAGAAUUCGUGUAGAUUUUAAGCACGAUUGUGAAGUAGAGAAUGUAUGGGACAUGGGAGGUAUCAGCCUGCUGACAACUGCACCUGUCACCCCACGUGUUGUCUGCUUUCUCUGUGCCAGCAGUGGUCAUGUUGAGUUUGUUUAUUGCCAGGUGUGCUGUGAACCAUUUCACCGGUUCUGCCUAGAGGAAAGAGAGAGACCUUCUGAAGACCAGAUUGAAAACUGGUGUUGCCGUCAUUGCAAGUUCUGUCAUGUAUGUGGGAGACAGCAGCAGGCUACCAAGGAGAGCAUCGGCAGGCAAAACACUAUUUCUGACAUGAGCCUAAAGCAGUUACUGGAGUGUAACAAGUGCCGCAACAGCUACCAUCCGGAGUGCCUCGGACCAAAUUACCCUACCAAACCAACCAAGAAGAAGAGAGUAUGGAUUUGCACAAAAUGUGUAAGAUGUAAGAGUUGUGGUUCCACUACACCUGGGAAGGGCUGGGAUGCACAGUGGUCACAUGACUUCUCCCUGUGCCAUGACUGUGCCAAACUGUUUGCUAAGGGAAACUUCUGCCCUUUGUGUAAUAAGUGCUAUGAUGAUGAUGAUUAUGAAAGCAAGAUGAUGCAGUGUGGGAAGUGUGACCGCUGGGUACAUUCCAAAUGUGAGAACCUGACAGAUGAAAUGUAUGAGAUUCUCUCAAAUCUUCCGGAAAGUGUGGCCUACACUUGUAUAAACUGUACAGAGAGACACCCUGCUGAGUGGAGGAUGGCACUGACAAAUGAACUGCAGGCCUCCCUCAGAUAUGUACUAACAGCACUUCUGAAUUCCCGUACCUCUAGCCACCUGCUGCGCUGUCGGCAGGCAGCAAAACCACCUGAUUUAAAUCCAGAACCAGAUGAGAAUAUGCCAUCCCGUAGCUCUGCUGAAGGACCAGACCCUCCUAUUCUGACUCAGGUCGGCAAGCAAGAUGAGCAGCCACCUCUCGAUCUAGAGGGAGUUAAAAGGAAAAUGGACCACGGCAAGUACAAAUCAGUGCUGGAGAUGAGUGAUGACAUUGUGAGAAUUAUCCAGGCUGCGAUGAAUGCAGAUGGGGGCCAGCCAGAGCUGAAGAAGGCAAACAGUAUGGUGAAAUCUUUCUUUACAAGGCAAAUGGAGCGUGUUUUUCCAUGGUUUAGUGUGAAGAAGUCAAGGUUUUGGGAGCCUAACAAAGUUACUAGCAACAGCAGCAUGUUGCCCAAUGCAGUGCUUCCCCCAUCUCUGGACCACAACUAUGCUCAGUGGCAGGAAAGGGAAAACAGAUUGGCAAUGCAGCCAGUGCUGAUGAAGAAAAUAAUCCCUGCUCCAAAGCCUAGAUCUCCAGGGGACCCAGAAUCUCCACAGCCAGUACAACCAUCAACCCCACCAGCACCAACCACAGAGCUCAACAGGGAGGAGAGUCCAGAACUUCCUCCUCCACCAGGGUUGGAAGAUAACCGGCAGUGUGCUUUGUGCCUAAAGUAUGGUGAUGACAAUGCCAAUGAUGCUGGUCGGCUGCUUUAUAUAGGACAGGAUGAGUGGACACAUGUAAACUGUGCCUUGUGGUCAGCAGAGGUAUUUGAAGAUGAUGAUGGCUCUCUAAAAAAUGUUCACAUGGCUGUUAUCAGAGGCAAGCAGCUGCGUUGUGAAUUGUGCCUAAAGUUGGGUGCCACAGUUGGCUGCUGCCUAACUUCUUGUACUAGCAACUACCAUUUUAUGUGCUCACGGAAAAAGAACUGUGUAUUCUUAGAAGACAAAAAGGUUUACUGCCAGAAACACAAGGAUUUAAUUAAAGGAGAGAUUGUUUCUGAUAAUGGCUUUGAGGUCCUACGGAGAGUUUUUGUUGAUUUUGAAGGGAUCACCCUACGCAGAAAGUUUCUAAAUGGGUUGGAACCAGAUAAUAUCCACAUAAUGAUUGGUUCCAUGACCAUUGACUGCCUUGGAAUUCUGAGUGAUCUCUCAGACUGUGAGCAGAAACUUUUCCCCAUUGGAUAUCAGUGUUCCCGUGUGUACUGGAGUACAACAGAUGCCCGUAAGCGUUGUGUGUAUACAUGCAAGAUUCUUGAAUGUCGCCCUCCACCUGCUGAUCCUGAUAUUAACAGCACAGUACAACAUGAGGAGAACCGCACAAUUGCACACAGCCCCCAAAGCCUCCAUAGUGAUGUACAGGAAAAUCAGAGCACAGAUGGUAUAAAAUGUAUUGAGACUCUUUGCCUCUCAUCUCCGGAUUCAGUCAGUGCCGCCUCAGUUACCAAACCCUGGGAAGUAGGACGACCUUCUGGAUGUAGAACCCAUAUACCUCGCUAUUCCCCAUCACAAAGGUCACCUGGAUCUCGACCUCUGCCAUCAGCUGGAAGUCCAUCUCCAGUUACUCAUGAGAUUGUGACUGUUGGGGACCCGCUUCUAUCUUCUGGCCUACGCAAAAUUGGUUCAAGAAGGCAUAGUUCCUCCUCUUUAUCACCCCAGCAGCAUAAAAAAAUCUUCUCCCCUCAUCCACAGACUGAUAUAUCUAGAUUUGGCCAACCUCUGCAAGGUAUUCCGGUAAACUCUCUUGAAAACAGUGGAAAUGGAGACCCUGUGUGUAUAGGAGCAUCUACAAUAUCAAGUAAGAGUAGUUGUUCACCAAACACUGGCCAGAAAGCCAUAGAAUGUAAACUGGAGAAGGCACCAGAAGCAAGACGAACUGGUUUCCUGGAAACCCCUUCAAAAGUCUCCACCCCCAAAACAGAAAAGGUAAAAACAGCUAGUCCAAGAGUUUCUGAUCCUUCCUCUGAACAUCCAAGCCCCAAGGUUCCCUCUCAAGUGCAGGAGAUGACAGCAGAUGCUAGCAAAAACAAAGCUGGGUGUUUGAAGGACAGUUCUCCAGCACUUUUAAACUUUAAAACUUCAUCCAAUAUGCAGCACCAAAAAGUAAUAAGAAGAGAUAAUGAUCGACAGUCAGUUGUUACACAAGGUGAAACCCCUUCCUUGGAAAAAGGAAAAAAUUCCCAAAUUCUUGCAAGCAAUCAUGGGAUCUCAGUCCACAAAGAUAGAAGAGUAAAAACCAAGAGGUCCAUGCUAGACAAUUCAAAAGAUAAACAUUCAAGUAAACCCCCUUCUGACAAUGAGCAUGCACCAGACAAUAGACAGAAUGAACCAGACACUAAUGGCAAUCACAUGUUAUCUGACACUUUGAGCUUUAGAGCACACUUGCUGAAAAAGUCUAUAGACAACGGUAUAUCUUCUCCAGGCAACUCACAAUCAGAGGAGACUUUGGUGAGUGCUGGGAAGCUACCUCAGACAAAAAUGGGAAUAGAUGGAGGAUGUAAUAUUGAAAUUGCAAAACAAACUACAAGCUCUGCUAAUCAGUCUGCAGAAUUGGCUGACAAUGAAAAGCAUAAGUGUGUUUCUGAUGGCACAGGAGAUGUGCCAGUCAGCCAAACAAACUCAAAUGCAGAUUCUGAACCCCAAACUGGCAGUGCAUACCCUAUUCAGGAAUCCAGUCUGGUCCACCAAGAUGGAAGCAAAACUCAGGAGGAUGGUUCCUAUAAAAGGAGAUAUCCACGAAGAAGUGCCAGGGCACGCUCAAACAUGUUUUUUGGACUCACACCGUUAUAUGGAGUGCGCUCUUAUGGCGAGGAAGACCUGCCCUUUUGUAGUAGUACUCCUGGGAAAAAACGGGGAAAAAGGGCAGCUGAAGGGCAGGUGGAUGGUGCAGAUGACAUUAGCACGUCUGAUGAUGAUGAUGUAUAUUAUUAUAACUUUUCUAGAACAGUGGUAACUCCUGGAGAUGAAAGGUUGGGCAUUCAUACCUUGUUUAGACAGGAUGAUCAGAGAGAUCUUCACAAGAUACCACAGCUUGAUGGUGUUGAUGAUGAAGCAGAGUGUAAUACAAGUGUUACUGUCACAAAAUCCAGCCAAGCAGGCAAAAGAAGCGGCAAACAAAAUGGAGCAGGGAAGCUUCAAACACCAGAGGGGCAGUUAGAAAAGUCUCAUGUAGGCAAGGGUCAAAAGACAUCAGAGCCAAAAAUAGAAAACUGUCAUGCCGUAAAGCAGGAUACACUUGAAGCACAGCUGGCUUUAGAUACUCCACGUAGGGCCCAUAGUGGAUCUGAAAAGAAUUUGUUGGAUACUUUUAACUCUGACCUACUUAAAUCUGACUCUGAUAAUAACAACAGUGAUGACUGUGGAAACAUACUACCCAGUGAUAUAAUGGAUUUUGUGUUGAAGAAUACACCGUCCAUGCAAGCUCUUGGGGAGAGUCCAGAAUCAUCAUCAUCUGAGCUUCUGACAUUAGGGGAUGGUUUGGGCCUGGACAAUAACCGUGGCAAAGAAAUGGGAUUGUUUGAGGUUUUCUCCCAGCAACUGCCCACAUCAGAGCCAGUUGAUGGUGCUGUUCCAACCACAAUAUCUGGAGAAGAGCAGUUUGAGCUACCACUAGAGUUGCCUUCGGAUCUUUCAGUAUUAACCACUCGAAGUCCUGCUCUUCCUAGCCAAAACCAUAGUAGACUUGGGGUCAUAACAGAUUCCCAGCUGUCUACUUCUGGUGAAAGAUCUCUUUUGGCUAUCACUACAUCUUCAGACACAGUGGAGAAAAGAGUAACCGUCACAGAAAAGUCUGGGACUCCUGGUGAUGGGGAUUCUUCCCUUUUGGGUCAAAAUUUAGACAGGGCUUCUGAAGGACACAUAACUCCAGACAGGUUUAUCACUGGGCAUAUAGAUCAAGAGCAUAUUUCCAGUCCAACUUGUGGACAGGUAGACCAUACAGGACGUGAAGAACGAGCACGAAAUAGUAGUACCCCAAACCUUCAAGUUUCAGUGUCCCCAUCUGUGUCAAUUCAAAACCAGAAAUAUAUACCCAGUUCAUCAGAAAGCCCAGGGACAUCACAAAUUCCUAGCAAUACCAUUCAAAGUACACCUCAGCAUCUCAAAUCCCCAGCUGAAAAACUUGUUGUAGUAAAUCAGAAUAUGCAGCCUCUCUAUGUCCUGCAGACAUUACCUAAUGGAGUUACACAAAAAAUACAACUUGCCCCCUCUGUGCCAACAAGCAGUAGCCGAACAGAGGGAGAGGUGCCUGUUUUGAGUCCAAUGGGUGGAGGACUUACUUUGGCAACAGCCUUGAAUCCUACCCUUACUUCAACAUUUCCUUCUGCUAGCAAAGGCAUCCUUCCAAUGUCUCACCAUCCACACCUUCAACCUUUCCCUGGUGGCCCCCAAACUACAUUCCUUCCUAACCUUAACAACCAGUCCUCUGGUCUUCUUAUUGGUGUGCAACCAUCAAGUGAACCAUCACUCCUAGUUUCAGAAACAGGCCAGAGAUCAGAUGUUGGAAGUACUUCUAACACAUCUGCUCCUGGCAUGAAUAAGAAAAGGCAGAUCACUCGUUUGCACACCAGAAAGAACAAAAAGUUAGCACCUUCUGUAUCUCCAGCAUCUAGACAUGCCCCAGAUGUUGUCUCUAAUAUGACUCUUAUAAACUUUGCUCCUUCUCAGAUUACAGGAGCAUUAACUAGUCACACAGGUUUGAUUGACUUGGGCACCAUUGGAAAUACUGCCCCACAUCGUAAUAUUCCCAGUAUCAUUAAAACAUCUAAAUCUGGAGUCAUGUACUUUGACCAGACGCCACUCCUCCCUCAGAAUGUUGGUACCUCAAGUUCUAUGGGCACUGCACCCAGUGUCAUUGGUUUGGAUACAGGUCACCUACCUGGACAGGUAACAAGCCUAGCCACUGGAUCUCCUGUCCUUAAUGUUGUAUCCAUGCAACCAGCUUCUGCUGCUCCUCCUGUUUCAGGUCAUGUGACUUUGACAAGUCCAGGAAUUCUUAAUCCAUCAGAGUUGAACUCAAUAAGUAAUUUUCUGAUUAAAACAAGUCCACAGGGUUUGGGCAUCCAAGAUAAUCAUGUCACUCUUCCCUCUGGGCCAGGAAUGUUUUCUCAGUGUUCAACAUCUGCUACAAUAGCCACCACCUCAAGUAUAUGUGUGGUACCUAGUUCUCAGUCUGUUGGCAUGACUCUUUCCCAACCCAUAAAUGAUCCAGAUUGUCAUUAUCCAAUUUCCCAUCACAUGAAUAGGCUUCUUAAUAGCAGACCACAAAUCCUUCCUGAAUCAUCAAGUGAAACUAAUGCCAGGGCACCAGCACUUCAGAUGUUAGCAGAAUCCGAAACAAAAUUAACAGUACCCACCUCUGCUCUUGGAUUGCAAAGAAAUCCUGUAGCAGUACCCCAGAAAACAAAGAGUAAAGCAAAGAGGCAAACGGCACCAGCUGACAAGACAAGCAGAAAAAAACAGAAGACUUUGCACCUCACUCCCAAUCCUCCCACAGUACAAGAAUCUGAAAGGCAUGACAAACCAGCAGCAUCAGAUCACACAGGGGCCCACGAGGAAAAAGUCAAUACUAGUGAACUAAUGGUACCAUCCAUGAAAAACACAGCUGAGCCCCCGCUGCCUGCAGGGCAAUUGGCAAUUAUUUCAGACCCAGAGCCCCUUCUAAAGGAACUGUGUCAACAAGACCCAAAACAUGAUGAUUCCAAACAACGAGAAGAGGACACAGGGUUCAGCUCACCCCUAAUGAGACUUUUGCAGCAAGAGCGAAACCGUCAAGGUUCCCCUACAGAGGAGAAACCCAAGACAGGACUUUUGUUUGAGAUAUCUAGUGAUGAUGGCUUUCAGAUUUCUGCUGGCAGCAUUGAAGAGGCCUGGAAAUCACUGACAGAGAAAGUGCAGGAAGCACGAUCUAAUGCCCGACUGAAGCAACUGUCCUUUGCAGGUGUCAGUGGACUGAGGAUGCUGGGAAUUGUACACGAUGCUGUUGUAUUUCUGGUAGAGCAGUUGUAUGGAGCCAAUAGGUGUCGUAACUACAAGUUCCGUUUCCACCGGCCAGAAGGGGAGGAGGAGCCACCAAUUAAUCCACAUGGGUCAGCUCGAGCAGAGGUUCAUCGCAGGAAGUCUGCUUUUGACAUGUUUAACUUCUUAGCAUCCAAGCAUCGUCAGCCACCAGAGUACAAACCAAAUGAUGAGGAAGAAGAGGAAGUACAGCUCAAGUCUGCUCGGAGAGCCACCAGCAUGGAUCUGCCAAUGCCCAUGAGAUUCCGCCAUCUUAAAAAGACCUCAAAAGAGGCUGUGGGUGUUUACAGAUCUCCAAUACAUGGCCGGGGACUAUUCUGCAGGAGGAACAUUGAUGCUGGGGAGAUGGUGAUUGAAUACUCUGGAAAUGUAAUUCGCUCAAUCUUGACUGACAAAAGGGAGAAAUAUUACGAUGGAAAGGGAAUUGGUUGCUACAUGUUCCGUAUUGAUGAUUCUGAAGUCGUCGAUGCCACGAUGCAUGGAAACGCUGCUCGCUUUAUCAACCACUCUUGUGAGCCCAACUGCUACUCUAGAGUCAUCCCUAUUGAUGGUCAGAAGCACAUUGUCAUCUUUGCCAUGAGAAAAAUUUACAGAGGGGAGGAGCUUACUUAUGACUAUAAGUUUCCCAUUGAGGAUGCAAACAACAAGUUGGCCUGUAACUGUGGGACCAAGAAAUGUCGCAAGUUCCUGAACUAACUACAGUUCUUCCGUCGCCCAAAUUAAGAAGAAAGUAGGCAUUUGCUUUGUUACUUGUGCAGAUCUGGUCCUCUUGUUUUCAGAUAAGCAGUCUGUGCCAUUAAUGGUAACCAUCACUGCUGCAGUGGCCAGGAAUGCAAUGCUACUCUGAUUAUUUGUCUACUUCUAAAUAACACACAGUGCUGUAUAGUGAUGCUGAGUAUAUUUAUACAUUAAUAGGGAACAUGCUGUGUUGUAUAAUUAUGCAGAGUAUCCCUAUACACCUUGUUGCUGUCAUUUGGCAGUGAAGAAUAUUUGAUAGUUUAUUUUCUAUUUUAAUCUAUUUUUGUAUGUACCUUACAUUGCAUGGCACUGCUGGGACUCAUAGCUGUGAAUACGACCUAGGGAAAUGUGCUGAUAAUACAGAUGUGGGGGUUUUGAAUCAUUUCUUGGGGGGGGGGGAAAGGCCUUUUUAUGUUCUGUCUCCUGAUCCUACCCCAUACAUUUUAGGAACAGGAGAUAAUAGAUAUAGGGCUGAGACAUCUCUGGGUGUAGGUGUCUGUACACAGUGGGCUUCUGAAAUGUUGCAGGUCAUUGGUAUGACUUUGUUUGGAACCAAGUCAUGGUGGGUUGCAAGCAAGAGGACUUUCUUCUUCAGUCCUGUGCAGACAGUACAGUUCUCCUGGGGAAACUGUGGACCUCAAAGAGAACUGCAAGCUGGCAAUGCAGACGAAACAAUGUUUUACUUGUUUGGUGGCCAGUGACCAUUCACUCCAGGGUCCUUCUAUAUACCUCUUCCCCUCCACUGAGGUAUGCUCCUCCUGUGCUUAGCAGGCAGUGGCAGUAUAUGCACUGACCAACAAGGUAGUUUUAGAAAUCUUCAGGGACUUGUGUCUCGUAUUUUAUUGGAGGUUAAUUAUACAAGCAUGCAGGGGGUAUCUAGAAAUUGUCUCCUUUACCUGCCGUUAGUAUUAAUAAGGCACUUAAGUGGGUGGACUACCCUAAGGGCAUUAAUGCAGAUGCCUAUAAUAUGUCAAGUUAGCUUGCAUGGAAUUCCAGGACAAGGGAUGAACAAAAUUCCAGACCCUCAUAAUCACAAGAACUAAUGUAAAAGGCUUAUACUCCAUUCUCAAAGUCUGUGCAUAAACUAAGGCAAUCCUAGUGUUCAUUCCUUGAAAUUUCAUCUAAAAACAUUUUAAAUCUCUUUCUUUAAAACAUGUGUUGUAACUGUGUCUAAAUAUUCUGUUAGCAAAUACAGAACAGGAACUAAGUGGCAAGUGAGAGAAAUUAGGGAUGAAAAAUGGGUUGAGCAGGAAACAUUUGUAUAAAAUGUGCAAGACAGUUUAAAAUCAUGCAAUAUUAAAUUAUCCAUUCUCCUGGAAGGGACUCAGGAGAUAUGUUUACACAGUGACACUACACAGUGCUUCAUUGCUCCCGUCCCCACAGUGCAGAGUCCUAAUCUCUUAGAUUAUUAACCAAUCCCUUCCUGGUCUGACCAAGGAGAACAGGUUUAAAUUCCUGCAACACAAGCCCAUUUGUGAGAUUCACCUCCCACUUCCUGUAAGAUUUUCUUCACCUCCCAUGUUCCGUUUACAUGUUCUAUGUUUUUUUUUUCGUAGUAUUUAAAAGAAAAAAAGGAAAAUUUUUUACAAAAUGUAUAUAGACUCUAUUUUUCUAUUGGAAGCACUUAUUAGUAAAGGAAGCACUUAAAAUAGGGAGGGAAAGGACUGAAUUUGGGUUCUUAAGGUUUAUUUUUGAAAAGGUAACGGAUUUCUUCUUUAAUCUGUAAAAUCUUAUUUUAUCACAGGCUGCUGCAGAGGGAAUAUUUUGGUUAGUAACGGAGCUUUGGUUUUGCCCCUCAUUCCUUUCCUUGUAACCCUUUGUUUUACAUUGGGCCCUUGCAAAACUGUACAAUUAGAGGUGGGUUUUAUAAUUAUGCAGUAUAGACACUGUGCCAUGAAUCUGUUCUUAGCAUUUCAUUUUUGUUCAAAGAUUAUUGCUUGGUUUGUAUCCAGCCUGCUUUGCUUAUUGCCGGCUGCUGAGACGGGGGAAUUAUGUACACACAUAAAAAACAAGUCUCUUAAAUAGGUCUUGGGCUAAAAUGUAUUCUCGCAAAAUAGUUAUAUCAACACGGGAGCACUUACCGCCAUUCAUCCGCGUGUGCUGCUCACCGACCAACUCCCAAUGGCCCCAAACAAGUAGAAAAAUUCCAGAAAAAGCGGAGCACCACGUGUUGAAAAAUAAAAUCAGUCUUUAUUCAGUCACAUUAACACGGCACAUGUAUAACAUCAGGACUUCAAUUUUUCUGCUAAAAUGUAUUCUGCCUAUAGUUUUAUUCCAACCACAAAAGUCCAUACACUCACGGUUACUUUUUAAGACACUCAUGUAGAUUAUGCGUUGGUGCAGUUUUCUGAAGUCACCGGGCUCAGUGUGCAAUUAAUUACAAGAAGUAGGAAGGACAGACACGGAGGUAUUUAUUACGCCAUUUGCAAUCCUCUAAGUGUUUACUGCAGAGUGCACAUGAAAUAAGCCAAAUGUUUCAAGGGCUCCUCACCCCUUAAUCAGUGGAGAGUUUUUGUGUGCAUUUUUCCACUGAUGAAGGGGUGAGGAGCCCUUGAAACAUUUGGCUUUUUCAUGUGCACUCUGCAGUAAACACUUGGAGGUAUUUAUUACACCAUUUAAAAUUGUCUGUGUCUAUCCUUCCUACUUCUUCUGAAUUAAACAUCUUUUAUUAAAUACUGCAGAACAGGAACUCUCUCUCCCCAAUGUGCUGGGGCAUAAUAAAGCUAAUUAUCUAUACAGAGGGUAAUGAACUGGAAACAGUUUGAAUGAAUCCCUCUCCUGCCUCAAUAACUCUUCUGUUACAUAAGUUUUAUUUAGUUUUUCAGGAGCAACAUUUAAUAAAUCAACAAGGUUUUUCUUGCCUGA
Xenopus tropicalis (tropical clawed frog) is the source of this 14604-nucleotide messenger RNA. RefSeq names its product lysine methyltransferase 2A (gene kmt2a). Gene Ontology annotation, molecular function: histone H3K4 methyltransferase activity; DNA binding; histone H3K4 monomethyltransferase activity. Lineage: Eukaryota; Metazoa; Chordata; Amphibia; Anura; Pipidae. The transcript has 37 exons. The coding region runs from base 151 to 11697 and encodes 3848 amino acids. Gene Ontology annotation, cellular component: nucleus; histone methyltransferase complex. The record is from RefSeq and is a predicted model, not a curated record. Gene Ontology annotation, biological process: regulation of DNA-templated transcription; chromatin remodeling.